Hyaena hyaena (striped hyena) is the source of this 2246-nucleotide messenger RNA. RefSeq names its product cationic amino acid transporter 3-like. The coding region runs from base 219 to 1991 and encodes 590 amino acids. Gene Ontology annotation, molecular function: amino acid transmembrane transporter activity. The transcript has a single exon. NCBI's taxonomy places the organism in Eukaryota, Metazoa, Chordata, Mammalia, Carnivora, Hyaenidae. The record is from RefSeq and is a predicted model, not a curated record. Gene Ontology annotation, biological process: transmembrane transport; amino acid transport. Gene Ontology annotation, cellular component: plasma membrane.
AGCUGUGUUGGUUGGUUCAGGAAGUAUUCAUAUGAUAUUUAGACAUUAUGAAGGAGUAGUACAUACCAGAUGAAAGAUGAUGCAGCAUAUUUGAAGCCUGAGCCUUGAAACUUGGCAGCCCCAAAUCAACUCGAGUUAAUUCAGUUCUCCAAACACUGUCAGCUCCCUGGCCUUGCUGUAGCUCUCUGAACCUGGAAUCCUCUUCAAUUCCAGCUAGAAUGCUGAGUCAGAAACUUCGCAGAUUUGGCCAAAAGCUGGUACGCAGAUAUACGCUGAAGCCACCGGUGACUAAGGAUGAUUCAAAGAGAAGACUGGGCACUCUGGAUUUAGUGGCCCUGGGUGUGGGACACACAGUGGGUGUAGGUGUGUAUGUCCUGGUUGGUGAGGUGGUCAACAAUCAAGCAGGACCAUCCAUUGUGAUCUGCUUCUUGGUGGCUGGCCUAUCUACUGUGUUGGCUGGGCUGUGCUAUGCAGAGAUUAGUACCCGUGUUCCCGUUUCUGGCUCUGCAUAUCUCUACACCUAUGUCACUAUAGGUGAGUUCUGUGCUUUCAGCACUGGCUGGAGCCUCAUCCUUUCCUGUGUUGGUGGUAUAGCCAGUGUGGUCCGAGGGUGGAUCUUAGCUUUUGCCAGCCUGCUUGGGAUCCAGAUCUUUCAGAAACUGCAUGAGAGCAUUGCACUGUAUGUUUCCCAGGUCUUUGCAGAAUACCUAGACUUCUUUGUUGUGGGCCUUGUGUUUUUUCUCAUUGGAUUACUGACUCUGAGGUUUGGUGAGAUUUCCCUGGUUAACAAAGUGCUCACAUUGGUGAGUCUUUUGGUUCUUAGUUUUGUCAUUAUUGCUGGCUUCAUUAAAGGAGACCUGCACAACUGGAAGCUCACAGAAGAGGACUACAAAAGGGCUGGACUCAAUGACACCUCUACCUUAGGCCCUCUGGGCUCUGGAGGAUUUGUGCCUUUUGGCUUCCAGGGGAUUCUCCGUGGAACAGCUACGUGUUUCUAUUCAUUUAUAGGUUUCAGCAGUAUUGUUACCAGGGUCGAUGAAGCCAAGAAUCCUCGUCAUUCCAUACCCAGGAGCAUUGUGAUUUCACUCUUCAUCUGCUUUUUGAUGUAUUUUGGUGUCUCUGCAGCUCUUACGCUUAUGGUGCCUUACUACAAGCUUCAACGUGGGAGCACCUUGCCUGAGGCAUUUCUUAAUAUUGGCUGGGCCCCUGCCUGCUAUGUUGUAGCUUGUGGAUUUAUCUGUGGUUUUCCUAUCAUCAUCUUAGGCUUUAUGGCCCCCAUACAUUGGGUGAUACGCAGCAUGGUAGAGGAUCACCUCCUGUUCCCUGUCUUUGCCUGGAUCUAUACUGGCACAUACAUCCGCAUUGUGGCCAUUGUGAUUUUGAGCAUUAUUGCACCAAUCAUGGCCUUCUUCUUUAGACUCAUUGAUCUUGUGGACCUCUGGUCACUUGCGUUCCUGAUAGCUUACUCCCUGGUGGCUCUUUGUGUUCUCAUCCUCAGGUAUCAGCCUGAGGUGAAGAAAGGGGGAAAUGAAGCAGAGAUGCAGGAGGAGAAUGGACCUGCAGCAGAGAAGCUGACUAUAAAGGGACUACUUUUUCCAGGCAGCCCCACCCCCACUCCACUCUCUGGCCGGGUUGUCUAUGUUUGCUCCUCACUGCUUGUUCUGCUGAUCAUUCUUCUUUGCCUGGUGCUGGCUCAGUCACCAGUUCUGCUUUCUGGAGACCCAGUGUGGAUUUCCGUGGUUGUGCUGCUCCUGGUGCUCAUUACUGGGCUCACUGGGGUCAUCUGGAGACAGCCACAGAGCUCCAGUCCCCUUCCCUUUAAGGUCCCUGCUCUGCCUCUCCUCGCACUACUGAGCAUCUUUGUGAAUGCUUGCCUUAUGAUGCAGAUGACAGCUACCACCUGGGCCCUAUUUGGAAUCUGGAUGCUGAUUGGGUUUGCUAUCUACUUUGGCUAUGGGAUCCGGCACAGCCGAGUUGCUAACCCCACUUAAGUUAGGUCCAAAACUAUAGACCUUGAACUGAGCAGUGCCAGUACAUAUUUGGUUUGACAUCAUCACAGUGAAAUGAAGUCUGGUCUCCUGCCCAAUUAUGCGGGAUGCUCUGAGCACAAGGAAAGCUAGGUCUCCCAUGGGAUGUCGGUGUGGGGGAAUACUAAUAGUUUGUAGCUAUCGUGAAGUGAAUGAUGUGUCUCUGCUCUUUGUCCUUUUUUCAUUAGUUGCCUAUUUUUCAUUUUACCCUAUAGCUCU